Cryptotermes secundus is the source of this 1351-nucleotide messenger RNA. RefSeq names its product vacuolar protein sorting-associated protein 26C. Bases 184 to 1080 code for a protein of 298 amino acids. Gene Ontology annotation, cellular component: endosome. The record is from RefSeq and is a predicted model, not a curated record. Gene Ontology annotation, biological process: intracellular protein transport. Lineage: Eukaryota; Metazoa; Arthropoda; Insecta; Blattodea; Kalotermitidae. The transcript is spliced from 7 exons.
CUUCAUGCUCUUCAUCGCUCUUCAUGUCUGCCAACAUGUUAGCUUCCGUGAAUUGAGAAAGUGGUAAUCAUCAUAUCAAGUUUUUAAGUCAUAGUGUAGUUUUGCCGGAAUGUGUUACGCAUUAUCUUAAAGUGCGUUGUAGACGUUGUAGACUGAAUGAGAUAAUUCAGUUGUAAAACAGUUAUGGCGAUAAAUUUAGAUAUAAGGGUGAAGAAGGCUAACAAAGUGUAUCAUGAAGGGGAGAAAAUAACCGGCGUAAUUUUGGUACAUUCUGGCUCUGAUGUAAAGCAUGAUGGUAUCUCUUUGACCAUGGAGGGCACUGUUAACUUACAGUUAAGUGCCAAAAAUGUAGGAAUAUUUGAAGCUUUCUACAACUCAGUUAAGCCAAUUCAGCUUGUAUCAUGUACAUUGGACGUGGCCUCACCUGGUAAGAUUCCAGCUGGGAAGACAGAAAUACCAUUUGAGUUUCCGUUGACUCCCAGGCCAAAUAGGACGUUAUAUGAAACUUACCAUGGAGUGUUUGUCAAUAUUCAAUAUCUCUUGCGCUGUGAGAUGAAAAGAAAUUUCUUGGCAAAGGAUCUUCUCAAAGUAGCAGAGUUUAUUGUGGAAUACAAGGCUUCGUCAUAUGAGAAGGCUGUACCACACCCAGUUAACUUUUCCAUCACCCCAGAAUCUCUGCAUAAUGUCAAAGAUAAAGGUCGUAUUCCACGGUUCCUGGUGACAGGUCACUUGGACUCAACAAUGUGUUGCGUCACCAAACCAUUCACUGGAGAGUUGAUUGUGGAGCACUGUGAAGUUCCUAUAAAGUCUGUGGAACUGCAGUUGGUUCGUGUGGAAACUUGUGGCUGUGCUGAAGGCUAUGCGAGAGAUGCCACAGAAAUACAAAACAUUCAAAUUGGUGAAGGGAAUGUGCCUUGUGGAAUGGCUAUUCCUAUUUAUAUGAUCUUCCCUCGGUUGUUCACCUGCCCGACUCUGUCUACAAGCAAUUUUAAAGUAGAAUUUGAAGUAAACAUUGUGGUCAUAUUUCAAGAUGAUCAUCUCAUCACAGAAAACUUUCCGGUUGUUCUCACACGCUACUGAGACACAUAGUCAACAAGAAGCAUAUGUGAUUACAGGAAUGAUUGAACUUUGGCCAAUACGUCACUUGAAGCACUUGAGCUGAAAUUAACAAUGCCAAGAAGAGUUGUUGUGCCAAGAUUAAGUUGAAACAUUUCAUUGAUGUUUACAGUUCAGUACUUCAGCUGAAUAUACUAUCUGUUCCAGCCCCCUCCCCCUUUUUUUAGGGUGGUGGGACUAAGGCCCUUGUACUGCGGCCACUUCUGGCCUAUUGUACUAGCCUCUGAUGAUAGGU